Messenger RNA from Hippocampus comes (tiger tail seahorse), 2053 nucleotides. Its product is annotated as NXPE family member 3-like. NCBI's taxonomy places the organism in Eukaryota, Metazoa, Chordata, Actinopteri, Syngnathiformes, Syngnathidae. The transcript has 5 exons. The coding region runs from base 119 to 1828 and encodes 569 amino acids. The record is from RefSeq and is a predicted model, not a curated record.
UCCUGUUUGGAGCCAAUGUCAUUCUAAACGGAAGAGCCAUUGACAGGCCAGGUAAAGACGUUGUGAUGAUUUAUUCCGGCGGCGGCGGGUUAACAACAGGACCAAAGACUCAGAUAACAUGUACCUAAAUGUUUGGAAGUACAUCCUCACCUUUCUGACCCUGUUUGGCUUCGUCGUCCUGCUGCGCAGCGUCACCAUUUGGGAGAACUGGACGUACCACAUAGUAUCAGCACUGUAUGAUGUCCAGAAGCGGAUCCAGUCAUCAAAUCUCACGAGAUGCCUCCCAACGUUUCAUCACAAUCACACCUUCUGUCCACAUGUGGGCCAGCCGCCGUCACUUGUCGAAAAGCUGGAGGAAUGCAACCUGUUGAACUCCAUCGCCUGGCCCCAACCGCCCUCUGGCUCUGCAUCACUGAAAGUGUCCCAGACGAGUGACCCAGCACACAGCCUGUUUACAAUCGUCCCCUCCAAAAAAGACCAGCAGUGGUAUGUGGGCGACCAGCUGGAAGUGCUCGUCCACCUGCACGACUUCAAGGGUCGACCCAAGCGCUAUGGCGGCGAUUUACUGCUGGCUCGGUUGCAUUCCCCAAAAUAUGGGGCGGGGGUUGCCGGCCAGGUGCUGGACCACAAGAACGGACUUUAUUCCGUUCGAUUCCCGCUGCUGUGGGAGGGGUCGGCUCAAGUCGAGGUCAUGAUGGUGCAUUCGAGCGAGGCCAUCGCUGUACUGCGGCGACUGAGGGAAAAACGGCCUGAUCGAGUGUUCUUCGUCAGCCUCUUUCGCCGAGGCCGUCAUUCUGAAACGAAGGUGUGUCACAUGUGCCUGCCACAAGGCAAGCGGCCACUGUGCAACUACACGGACCUCAACUCCGGUGAACCAUGGUACUGCUACAAGCCCCGAAAGCUCAGCUGCACCACAAGAAUCAACCAUGCCAAGGGAGGCUACCGCAAAAACAUCACGACCAACAAGGAAAAUUUGCUCUUUCAGAGUGGCGUCAACGUCAAAGUUCCCAUCCAAGCAUCCGCAGCGGACACCAUCACCGUGCUGCCUUCCAGGAAAGAAAGCGGCAGUCAAAAACGGGAUCCCGUGAUGUUGGCGACAUCCGGUUACUAUUACCAGGACUCGUGGAGGCCAUUGGGUGGCGUCACCAUGCGCCAGUUUGACGACGCGUCUGCCAUCACUCAGUGUUUGACCAACAAGUUGCUCUACAUGUACGGUGAUUCAACCGUGCGCCAGUGGUACGAGUACCUCGUCUCUGUGCUUCCAGGGAUGAAGGAAUUCAACCAGAAGAGUGCAGAAAAGGUGGGGCCCUUUAUGGCGGUGGACAGCACACACAACAUUCAGCUCAAGUACCGCUGCCACGGCCCACCCAUCCGCUUCUCUACCGUCAUGACCAGUGAGUUGCGCUACAUUGCCAACGAGCUGGACGGCCUGUCCGGCGGUCCCAACACGGUGGUGGCGCUCAGCGUCUGGUCUCACUUCAGCACCUUUCCCGUGGAGGUGUACAUACGUCGCCUUCGGCAUAUCCGCAAGGCGGUGUUGCGACUCCUGGACAGGGCGCCGGGGACGGUGGUGGUGGUCCGCACGGCCAACCCUCAGGCUCUGGAACGGCAAGCUAGCCUGUACAACAGCGACUGGUUUUCUUUGCAACUGGACGUCGUACUGCGCGCCAUGUUCAAGGGUCUCGACGUUUUGCUGGUGGACGCUUGGCAGAUGUGCGUGGCACAUCAUGAACCUCACAACAUUCACCCUCCGAGGGCAAUUGUCAAAAACAUGGUAGACAUGAUUUUGUCCCAAGUUUGCCUCAACGGGACCAGGAAGACCGUCUGAUUUUUGUCAAUCAAAACCAGGUUGGGAAAUCGAACGAGUAGAGGGCCUUACUUACGUUCGAAUUGAAGGAGUCCAUCCAUUCAUCCCAUUAUCCAUACCGCUUAUCCUUAUGAGGGUCUGGGGCUUGCGGGAGCCGAUCCCACCUGUCUUCCGGCAGCAACUGGUUGCCACCCCAUUGCAGUUCAAAAUAAGUCGCUGCACAUAGAGUUAAGAGAAUGUUAUGGA